Messenger RNA from Raphanus sativus (radish), 2236 nucleotides. RefSeq lists its product as uncharacterized. Gene Ontology annotation, molecular function: nucleic acid binding; RNA-DNA hybrid ribonuclease activity. The record is from RefSeq and is a predicted model, not a curated record. The transcript has a single exon. Bases 676 to 1614 code for a protein of 312 amino acids. Lineage: Eukaryota; Viridiplantae; Streptophyta; Magnoliopsida; Brassicales; Brassicaceae.
UUUUUUGUUGGCUAUUUCUGUUUGAUUAUAGUCUGUCACAGUUCUACUUGGCAAAUACGCCAGGAACUCGACUUUCAUGGACUGUCAACCACCUAGCGCUAUGUCACAUGGCUGGAGAAGCAUUCUGGAAGGCAGGGAGGUGUUACGCAAAGGCUUAGGUUGGAUAGUAGGGGAUGGCGAACAGAUCUCAAUCUGGAAGGAACCAUGGCUCUCCUGCGCUACUCCGGAGACUCCUAUCGGACCAUACACUGAGGAAGCAGCGAGCUUAAAAGUCUGCGACCUCCUCUGCCCUCUUACUAAUGCAUGGGACACGAGUAAAAUCCGUUGUCAUCUUCUUCAGUAUGAGGACGCCAUCUUACAGAUAAUUACUAGCUCAACUCAAGUUAACGAUUCACUACAGUGGUUACCGGAGAAGACGGGAGUGUAUUCCACGAAGUCUGGCUACCGACUGGCUAAAAAGGAGGACCAGGACUCACCUCAUAGUGAUGUGAUAGGAUAGGAUAGGGAUGUGGCAUAGUGUUUCUCCUACAUUAGUGGGAAGUCUCAUGUUGUGUUUGUUGGCAGUUAUUUUCGUGAAUGUGUGUAUUUAAGAAACACUUGUCUUAGUGAAUGGAUAUGAAAAGAAAAUUGCAGUAAACUUUGUGUUCUUGUUCUCUCAAGUCUUUGGGACCUAUUAUGCCUCCAACUCUUGACUGGAUGAAACAUAUAUGGAGCAUCAAAACAAGUCCCAAGCUUAAAGAUUUCUUGUGGAAAGUGGCCAACAAAGCGAUCCCUGUGAGUAGAAACCUGGAAAGGCGUGGCUGCCCUGCUUUUAGGUGUAAGAAAUGUGGAGGAGAGGAAGACGACUUACAUACCUUCCUCCUAUGUCCUCUUGCAAAGACAGUAUGGGACCUCGCGCCCUUACUGGAGAGACCAGAAGAAUCUCUUACAUCUAUAGACACGCUCAUCUCUCUUGUUAAUAAGAGUAUUACUCUGCCCCCAGUGGGUCUUUAUGUUCCGUUGUGGCCUUGGAUUCUUUGGCAGCUGUGGAAAGCUCGUAACAAUUUAUUCUUUGAUAACAGGUCAAUCACUGGCGAGGAAGUCCUCCACAAAGCAAUCAAGGAUGCCAAAGAAUGGCAAGAUGCACAAACGGAAGGAGUUACGACCAAGCAACAGACUCCAAACCAGAGUACCCGAAGCGCUACGCCCCUGCAACUAUCUGGUACUAUUUGCCAUGUCGAUGCAGCAUGGAAACAAGAGACGAAGACUUGUGGUAUUGGAGGCGUGUUUACUGGAGCCUACAUCCCAUCCCCCCCGAUCAUCAGUUACUCUCGUCGGUUUAUUUCAUCAGCUUUGAUAGCUGAAGCCCUUGCGGUUCGUUCUGCAGUCAUGAUGGCUGCAUCGUCUAACAUUCAAUCCCUUACGGUACUGUCUGACUCACAGGUUCUCAUCUUAUUGUUGAAAGCCAAAGAUUCAAGACCAGCACUGCACGGAAUUAUGUCUGACAUCUAUCAUCUUUCCCGUUUGUUUAAGACUCUGUCUUUUUAUUUUAUCCCUCGUUUAGAAAAUAGGGAGGCCGAUCAUGUGGCAAAAUUGGCUCUCCUGUCUGCUACUGAACUUCCCAUGGGGGAGUAGAACUCUUUUAUUAUUAAUGCAACAAGUAGUUCGAUCAAAAAAAAAAUAGUCUGUCACAAGCUUCUAUUUUCUGAGUUGUAUGUUUAUGGAUGUCCCGAUGUUUUUAACAUUGUAUUUCGAUUCUACUGAAUACUAUUAUGAUUGGAUUAUUAUCAAACGAAAGUAAAACCAAUAAGUUAAUUCGAUUCGAUAUUGUUUUUGCAGACUCCACCAGUAUUCUUUGAAUAUAGAUUUGAACUCUUGAUCUGAAGAGGACGUUCGGAGUAAUAGGAUAAAGAUAUGUACAUUUACAUUUUAUCAUAGGAGAAAAAUCGAUGAUAAGCUCUUACAAUGACACAACUGCGUUUACAAUAGAGCAAUUUCAACACAUAUGUGGACGGAUACGUUACCAAUAUGUGGUUUUCUCGAUCAAUAAUUUUACCACAAUUUGGGAUCAAUCAAACCCAUCCAUUUCUGCACGAUCCUCUUCUUCUAAGGAAAGGUAUUGCAAGAACGUAUGGUCAUCUGCAGUGGAGAUUUUCUACUCGAAUCUAAGAAUUUAUUUAAUUAUCUCUCAAAUCUGAGAAUUUUAUUAAAUAUUUGAUAAGAAAAUUUCCAAUGCAGAUGAUCUAAUAAUUGACAA